GGCUGCUGCUCUUCAAGUCUGUUUUCUGCCUUCAUUUCUGACAUCAUACUGAACUUUUAAGGGAUUUUUUUUUUGAUCGGAUGUUUACUUCCCUAAAAACCGACUGACUUAUAGCUGAAACUUUCCUUCACCGUGAAACACAAACCAUGAAACUCCUGCUGCCCUGUUUCCUCCUCUCUGUCGGGCUGGCCACCGGCCUACGCAGCCCCCUGAAUGACUUCCAGCGCUCGGAGGGCAGAGAGCUGGUUCCCACCUCCUGGAACUCUGCUCGAGUGUCGACGAUAGCGGCUCUGAACCUGGAGGACUGCGCCACGCGCUGCUCGCUGUCUCUGGACUGCAGAGCGUUCAACUACGAGACGCGUCCCACCGUCUCCUGUAAACACCUGCCCUGGGUGGGCGACGGCAGCAACGCCGAGGUGAAGAGGAACGUGAACUGUGACCUCUACGAGAAGAAAGUCUAUGUCAGGAAGUGCAUUGUGGGUAAAGGAGAGGACUACCGAGGGAAAGUCUUCACCACAAGCAGCAAGCUCACCUGCCAGCAGUGGUGGUCCAAGUUCCCUCAUGACCACAGGUGGACUCCCUUAGCGACUAACGGUCUGGAGCUGAACUACUGCAGGAAUCCAGACGGGGACCGGAUCGGUCCGUGGUGCUACACCACCGACCCCGAGCGCCGCUAUGAGAGCUGCAGCAUCCCCCAGUGCAAAGAUGACGUCUGUAUCAGCUGUAAUGGCGAGGACUACAGAGGGCAGGUGGACCACACCGUGAGUGGGAAAGAGUGUCAGCGAUGGGACCAGCAGUAUCCUCACCAGCACAUCUACCAGCCAGAGAAGUAUCCUGAUAAGAGUUUAGAUGACAACUACUGCCGUAACCCCGACGCCUCCCCGGUGCCCUGGUGCUACACCACCGACAGCCUGGUGGAGAGGGAGAACUGUGACAUCACCAAGUGCCGUCAUAACUGCUCUGAUCAUGUCAGGAGUUCUGUUCAGAGGGAUUCAGAUAUGAACCUCACCUGUGACAUUAACCCUUUAUCAGCUGGGGAGCGGGUGGAAAAACGCCAGCGCUCCAGCUUCACCACCAACUGUUUCCGCGGCCGUGGCGAGGAUUACCGCGGUAAAGUCAACGAGACCACGUCAGGGAUCCCCUGCCAGCGCUGGGACGCCCAGCAGCCUCACGAGCAUCCCUUCUUCCCUAAAACAUACGAAUGCAAAGGUUUGGAGGAGAACUACUGCCGUAACCCGGACGGGUCGGAGGCUCCCUGGUGCUUCACGUCGGUGGCGGAGAUGAGGACGGCGCUCUGCUUACAGAUCAAACGCUGCGCAGACGACAUCGAGGCUGAAGAUUGCUACCACGAAAAUGGAAAAAACUACAGGGGCAUGGUCCGCAAAACCCGCAAGGGGAUCACCUGCCAGAAAUGGAACGUCAACACACCUCACCGGACCAAGAUAAACCCAAGGACACAUCCUGAGGCCAACCUGACGGAGAACUACUGUCGUAACCCAGACGGGGACCACCACGGGCCCUGGUGUUACACCACUGACCCCAAAACUGAGUUUGACUACUGCGCCAUCAAACAGUGUGCGGGAGAGAAACCGAUGUUGACUGACCCAGUCGAGAAAGUGGAGUUCACUGAGUGCGGGAAGAGAGACGACCGCGUCCAGAGGUCGUGGUUACGUAUCGUGAACGGCGUCCCGGGGAACUCGCCGUGGACGGUGAGCCUCAGAGACAGGAAAGGAAACCAUUUCUGUGGAGGAUCCUUGGUGAACGCCAGAUGGGUGAUCAGCACGAAGCAGUGUUUCUCCUCCUGCUACGUGGACCUGCCCGGGUACUCGGCCAGGAUGGGAACUCUGUAUCGUGAUCCACAAGUAGGAGAGCCCGCCGCGCAGACCAUCCCUCUGACCAAGAUCGUCUGCGGCCCCUCGGAGUCCCAGCUGGUCAUGCUGCAACUGGAACACCCGGCCCAGUUUAAUGAGCGUGUCUCUCAGAUCUGCCUCCCUCCUGAGCGUUACAUUGUAGCCGAGGGGACAAGAUGUGAGAUCGCAGGAUGGGGUGAAACCAGAGGGACUGGAGAUGAGACCGUCCUCAACGUGGCCCACAUAUCAGUUUUGAGUAACACGAAUUGCAACCUGUACUUCAGAGGUCGUGUUCGUGAGAAUGAGAUGUGCACGAGCUCUUUCCAGGGCGGGGUGGGAGCCUGCGAGAGAGACUACGGCGGUCCUCUGGCCUGUCAGAACAGUGAGUGCUGGGUGCUGGAGGGCGUCAUCAUCCCCAUGAGGCGCUGCGGACACCCGGGACAGCCCAACAUCUUCAUCCGCGUCUCCGUCUACGUGGACUGGAUCAAGAAGGUCAUGGAGAUGGCUUAGAGACGGAGACAGUGGCGGUUCUAGACCAGUUUUACUGUGUGGAUCAGUGUUUAAUCAGAGGGGCACAUUAACAAAUGAAAAAGAUGAUAUUUAAGCAUUCAAACCCUUUUAUUUGAGCUUAUUUAAAAAUGUAAUUUAAUUAUAUUUGGACGAUACAUAUACACUGAUUGAAAUAAUGAGACUAACCAACAAUAUCAAUUAUUUUUGUACGACAAUUCUCAUUUUUAUGCACAAUUACUUUCGGUAACGCUUUAUAAUAAGGUCCUUAAUAACCAUUAAUUAACAAGUAAUAAGGCAUUGUUCUCGCUUUAGAUCCGGUAGUUGCAAAAAGCAUAGUUAACUUAUAGUUAACUUAUAAUAGAUGAGCAAUAAAGUAUAUUUUAAUGUCAAUAAGCAAACAAAAUAAGAUUAAUAAAGGCAUGGCAAAGACAUAAUGGGUGGGUCAUGGGUGUUUGUAAUGCUAUUAUUAACACUUAUAUAAGCUUAUAAACACACAAUAAGGUUAAUAAGCAUCUUGUAAGGACUUACAAGGGCCUUAUUACUUGUUUAUUAAUGUUAUUAUAAGGACCUUAAUAUAAAGCGUUACCUUACUUUCUUUUAUUUUGAAAGCUUUUAUUGCACAAUUAAACUAUU
Messenger RNA from Centropristis striata (black sea bass), 2993 nucleotides. RefSeq names its product macrophage stimulating 1 (gene mst1). Gene Ontology annotation, molecular function: serine-type endopeptidase activity; signaling receptor binding. Bases 147 to 2360 code for a protein of 737 amino acids. Gene Ontology annotation, biological process: proteolysis. The record is from RefSeq and is a predicted model, not a curated record. The transcript is spliced from 19 exons. NCBI's taxonomy places the organism in Eukaryota, Metazoa, Chordata, Actinopteri, Perciformes, Serranidae.